AUGCGCAGCCCUUCCUCGGCUUUGUCCUGUGACUCUGCGGAGAGCAUCUACAACCUGCUGUGUGCCGUGCAGGCGCAGGCAAAUGCGGACGAGGAGGAAAUAAAGACACGGCGUCUCCACAUCGCCAACUGUGAACGGGAGAUGGAGCGAACAAACGAGGAGAUACGAUUUCUCUCUGAGCAGCAUGAGGAGGCACUUGACGA
This is a messenger RNA of Trypanosoma cruzi, 203 nucleotides long. RefSeq lists its product as uncharacterized. The record is from RefSeq and is a predicted model, not a curated record. Lineage: Eukaryota; Euglenozoa; Kinetoplastea; Trypanosomatida; Trypanosomatidae. The annotation marks the transcript as partial. The transcript has a single exon.